Arvicanthis niloticus (Nile rat) is the source of this 1359-nucleotide messenger RNA. It is a transcript of the gene Enosf1, whose product is annotated as enolase superfamily member 1. Gene Ontology annotation, biological process: carbohydrate catabolic process. The record is from RefSeq and is a predicted model, not a curated record. Gene Ontology annotation, molecular function: magnesium ion binding; hydro-lyase activity. Lineage: Eukaryota; Metazoa; Chordata; Mammalia; Rodentia; Muridae.
AUGGCGCGCGGCAGGAUCUGCAGGCUCUCUGUCCAUAACCUGCGCUUUCCCACAUCGCUAGGUAGCCACGGCUUCGACGCCAAGCACACAGACCCUGACUGCUCAGCUGCCUAUGUUGUCAUGGAAACGGAUUCAGAAGAUGGACUCAAGGGCUAUGGCAUUAUGCUCACCCUAGGGAAGGACCCAGAAGUUGUUGUUGGCGCCGUGAACGCCCUCACCUACUAUGUGCUCCACAAGGAUCUCGGGGAUAUUGUUGGUGACUUUAGAGGCUUCUGCAGAGUGCUCACAAGUGAUGAGCAGCUCAGACUGAUUGGUCCAGAGAAAGAUGUAGUGCGUCUGGCCGUAGCAGCCAUUGUAAAUGCUGUGUGGGACCUGUGGGCAAAGCAGGAAGGAAAGCCUUUAUGGAAGCUACUUGUGGACAUGGAUGCAGAGAUGCUGUUGUCCUGUAUUAAUUUCAGGUACAUCACUGAUGUCUUGACAGAAGAGGAUGCUUAUGAAAUACUGCAGAACGGCCAACAUGGUAAAAAAGAAAGAGAAAAACAAAUGCUGAGACAUGGCUACCCUGCCUACACCACAUCAUGCGCCUCGCUGGGGUAUUCAGACAGCACACUGAAAGAGCUCUUGAAAGCAGCACUAAACGAUGGCUGGACCAGGUUUAAAGUAAAAGUCGGGGCCGAUCUUCAGAAUGACAUACGAAGAUGCCGCCUCAUCAGGGACAUGAUUGGACCAGACAAGACUUUGAUGCUGGAUGCCAAUGAGCGUUGGGAUGUGCCUGAGGCAGUGGAGUGGAUGUCAAAACUAGCUGAAUUCAAGCCUUUGUGGAUUGAGAAGCCCACAUCCCAGAAUGACAUCACGGGCCAUGCAACUAUCUCCGAGGCACUGGCCCCAUUAGGAAUUGGCGUUGCCAUGGGAGAACAGUGCCACAACAGAAUGAUGAUUAAGCAACUCCUCCACAAGAAGGCCCUGCAGUUUCUCCAGAUCGACAGCUGCAGACUGGGGAGUGUCAAUGAAAACCUCUCAGUAUUACUGAUGGCCAAAAAGUUUGGAAUCCCUGUCUGCCCCCAUGCUGGUGGAGCUGGAUUCUGUGAACUGGUACAGCACUUGAUUAUAUUUGACUAUAUAUCAAUCUCUGCCAGCCUUCAAAACAGGAUGUGUGAGUAUGUGGACUACCUGCACGAACAUUUCAAAUAUCCCAUGGUAAUCAAACAUGCUUCCUAUCUGCCUCCCAAGGAUGCAGGCUACUCAACAGAGAUGAAGGAAGAAUCUAUAAAGAAAUACCAAUACCCUGAUGGAGAAAUUUGGAAGAAACUCCUCGAUGCUCAAGAUAUGUGUUCAGACCUAACACUUUUUUUUUCCUGA